Molecule: messenger RNA, 453 nt
Organism: Saccharomyces paradoxus
Lineage: Eukaryota; Fungi; Ascomycota; Saccharomycetes; Saccharomycetales; Saccharomycetaceae
Gene: SHU1
Product: Shu1p
Exons: 1
Coding region: 1-453 (150 amino acids)
Source: RefSeq, a predicted model, not a curated record
AUGCAGUUUGAAGAGCGGUUACAACAGUUAAUAGAAAGUGAUUGGAGCAUGGAUCAGUCAAGCCCAGACGUACUCGUGAUAGUCCUUGGAGACGCAGCCAGGAAGUACGUAGAAUUGGGAACGCUGCGAGAGCACGUGACCGCAAAAACCGUUGCAGGUCACGUGGCAAGUCGCGAGCGGGUAGCUGUAGUAUUUUUGGGCCGGGUAAAAUAUCUAUACAUGUAUCUCACCCGGAUGCAAGCGCAGGCGAAUGGUCCGCAAUACUCUAAAGUACUCAUCUAUGGAUUGUGGGAUCUCACCGCGACACAAGAAGGACCGCAACAGCUGCGGCUACUUAGCCUUGUGUUACGCCAGUGCCUGAGCUUGCCAUCUAAUGUUGAGUUCUAUCCAGAACCGCCGUCUAGUAGCGUGGCUGCCCGACUAUUGCGAUUCUGGGAACACGUUAUCAGGUAG